Carassius gibelio (silver crucian carp) is the source of this 1967-nucleotide messenger RNA. It is a transcript of the gene rassf3, whose product is annotated as Ras association domain family member 3. The coding region runs from base 21 to 1322 and encodes 433 amino acids. Gene Ontology annotation, cellular component: cytoplasm. Gene Ontology annotation, biological process: signal transduction. The record is from RefSeq and is a predicted model, not a curated record. Lineage: Eukaryota; Metazoa; Chordata; Actinopteri; Cypriniformes; Cyprinidae. The transcript is spliced from 6 exons.
GAGCGCUACUCUUCCGUCUUAUGAAGACUGAGAAAUGUCUUAUCGCAGACGUCCACGAGCAGGCCUCUCAGAUCUACAGGUAUUUGCGUGUGUCCUCGGGCGCAUUUGGUAACGCAGUCAUGAUGCAUCACAGGAAGUACUCACCACCGCGAUACUGCGCCGUCGGCUCACUGCUAGACCUGCCUCAGCUCAAUCGAUUACCCACCUUUCGUGUGGAAGAAGCUGAGCCGAUGGAGAAGAAUUCACCCAAAGCCAAACCCAGAAUGCGCAACGCCAAGGUGAAGGCGGUGAGGAGGGCUCUGUCUCCCCAAGGACCGCGAGUCUCUCCAAACCCCGCGCAAAGCGACGCGCUGCCCAAGGCGGCAGAGAACGGAGGACAGCGGUCUAGAAAGAGGGGCUUCAAACCCCCGGAUGUGAGGACGAUAUUUGAACCUUCGGCCAAAGACCCGCGCGUAAAAGAGGAGAAAGGAGAAGGACACACGUUUUGUGUGUACGCGACGCACGCUUGGUGCGAUGUGUGCUGCUCGUAUAUCUUUCAAGGUGGCUUGACAUGCACAGGUUGUAAAUACACGUGUCAUGCUCAGUGCCGUGACCAGGUGGCGCUAGACUGUCAUCAGAACGGGGCCAUUAAUGGCUGCCAGCACAGCCCUCUUGUUCAGGACCAUCUUAACAACAAUCAGUCGUCACACAGCGAUGUGGAGAAAGAGAAAGAGCUGCGAACUCAUCUCACUUACGAGGAGAUCAGACACAAGGUUGAGCAGUACAACACAGAGUCACGUGACCACUUUAAAAUGACACUGAAUACUAACGGCAUGUACACAGGCUUCAUCAAGGUGCAGUUGGACCUGCGGAGGCCCAUCACAGUGAAAGGAGGCAGGGCAGGAGGGGUCAAAGGUCAGGAGGCAUUUUACCUUCCGCGCGGCUCCAUAAACACACUGCACAUCAGCAGCACCAACACGGCGCGACAGGUGAUCGAAGCGCUGCUGAGAAAGUUCACCGUGGCCGACAACCCCGCCAAGUUCGCCUUGUUCAAACGCUUCAGCAGAGAAGACCAAGUGUACACCUGUAAGCUCUCAGAGGAAGAACACCCUCUCUUCCUGCGUCUGGUGGCGGGACCCAGUACAGAUGUGCUCAGCUUUGUCCUGAAGGAGCAGCAAACCGGUGAAGUCCUGUGGGACGCCUUUUCCAUCCCCGAGCUGCAGAACUUCCUCCGCUUCUUGGAUAAAGAGGAGCAGGACCAGAUUUGCUCGAUAACCAAUCGCUACAACGCCUACAGAGAGAAACUGGAGGAGGCCAUGAGAGCGACGGGCGUCCUGGGAUAAAGCCAGUGCUUAUGUGAAGGAACUGUAGCACUGCUGCCUCUAGUGCUCACUGUGUGUAAAGAACACUUAUUAGGUGUCACUGUGCCAAGCGGACACCCCUUCUCAGAAACUCAGAAGAGAGCACUGAGCUCCCAGAAUGCACCUCAGGUGCCAUAUUUACCCAUCCACCCUCUUUCACACUUUCAGUUGUUUCUCAUGUUCUGUUCUUUUACCUCUUGUGAACGAUGCAAAUGUGGAAAUCAGAUCUGUUUUUAUUUAAUUGUUGGAUGUUGUAGUUUGUACAUAUUUUUGUUUGUUGUUUUAAUUUAUGUGGGUGAAUGUUAUUAUACUUUUUUUUUUUUUUUUUUUUUUAGUAAAAGAGUCUUAUUCUAUGGCAAAUAUACUUAUCGACCAGAAACUGAUGGGACUGGGGAUUUAUUUUAUUUUAUUUUAUAUUAAAUACCAGAUGACAUAAUGUGCCCUACCAAAGAUAGUGUUGAUGUGCUGUUGACAAAAUGAUGACCAGACAGACAGUAAGCGCAUGUUUGUGAAAGAGAAGAUUGAAUAUGGUGAAGUAGUGAUAAGAAAUGAGGACUAAAGAAAAGUCAUAAUCACUAGUCUCUGAAGGGAUGGCUUGAAUGCAAAUAAAAAGCUUUUUAAAAGUAA